UCCCCCUUCCACCCCCCUAAGGCGCCGGUGCACGAUGCAGCUAAUUGUUUAAAGGUCUCUUUCUCUCCUUAAGAGGCAUUCCUUUUAGAGGCCAGGAUGAGAGGUUUUCUUGUUUGGAAGCCCACCUAACUUUGGCAUACCUAAGAGUUCAAGAUUUUACUGAUGAAACAGAGAGUUUGAAGAUGUCUCGAAGGUAUCCAGGUCAAGUUAGCCAUGGUAGAGGGAGGAAAGCAGAAUCGCCUGCCAUUAAUGUCAAGCACUCCAGCGUCAGAGAGUUUUGUUCCACAUCAUCUUUUCAAGAUAGUGGCCAUCAUGAGUUGUCAGAAUCUCGCAGCUUUGACAAUAAAGAAUUCAUUGGGAAGAACGAAAAAGAGCCAACAUUAAUCUAUGAGCACCUUGAAACAUCAGGCCCUGGCUUAACAAAGCCUUUGGAAUCUCCCGCUCAAAGAAAUGUGUUCGUCUCUCCUAGGAAGGGAAAGGAUCAAAGCCCAGAACUUUGUGACACUCCUAAAAUCAGAAGAAAAAGAUGUUUACUGCGCAGAAGGUUGGACUUAUCUUUCCCUGUUCUUAAGGGGGAUUUGGAAUCACACGGCAGUUCUCUGGACAGUGGUGCUAGCCAAGUUCUUAACGUAGAAAAACAUAGUCCAAGCAGUGCUUCAGGUUUUCCAAGGCAAAAUAAUUUUAACCUGUUAGUAAGUAGCACUAUAAAAACAGAGGAAGUGAUUUCCAACAGUCAAAACAAAAGGCUAAAUUUUUCUGAGAGCAAGACUUCAACAAUUGAUGACUGCAAAGAUGACUGUGGCUUAUUUGAAGUUGAGUGUAUAUCUCCAAUUCGGGGCAAUAGUUUUAAAGAUUCUAUCACACAUGACUUCAGUGAUAGCAGUUUAAGUGUUAACGAUGAAAAUACACAUGGUGAACUCCUGAGCUCCGUUGGUAGUGGGACGACCUAUGGAACAGAUGAGAACGUAUUUGUGACUCCAGUAAGUAAUCUUGUAGCAAAAAUUAACUUUAAUGCAAGCCAAACACUUUCUCCUCCUUCUGCAGUCAGAGGCAAUAUUUCAACACCCGAAGACAGUGGCUUUAGCUCACUGAGCUGGGAUAAAUCAGAAGAUUCUCUCUCUGACCAGGAGGGUUCUUUUCAAGAACUACUUCAGAAACACAAGGGGACCCCCAGAGCGGGGGAUACGAUAAAAAAGCCAAGGCAUCUUGGAAGGUCGAGAAGACUGUCCACUCUUCGGGAGCAAGGCUCACAGUCAGAGACAGAGGAGGACAAGGAGACUCUCCAUGCCAGCGCUGACACCUUGGGCGUCUCUGAGAGUCAGCUGAGCAGUGCUACAAAGAGUGAGGUUUUGACUGUGAGCUUUGAGAACUUGUCAAGGACUCCAGCUCUGCAGUUAGUGCAUGAGCUCUUCAUGCAAAGCAAAAGGAAAAGAUUCCAGCAAAAGGAUGCCCAUGAAUUCCUAGAGGAAAGCGAUGAGGGGAAAAUAGCUAUACUGCAGUGUGUUCUCGCAGGACUGAUUGGCAAGAAGAUGGGUAUAGAACAGCUGGACAUCUUAACAGAGUUAAAGUAUAGAAAUUUGAAACAUAUUCUAGCUAUGAUUCUAGAUUCCUUGACCGCAGAGAGUUUAUACAGUGUUUGGAAAGUCAGCAGAAAUUGGCGUGAAAUUAUUGCUCAAGAUAAAAAAGCAAAUCAGAGGAGGAAAUAUUAUAUCACACAACUGACAGCAAAUUCUGAGGGGGCUCUGCUUAAUGUCCAGGAUGCCUCCACCCGGCUCCACCUCCUAAAUCGCUCAGCCUUGCGAUCAGUGCAAGCACAGGCUCGGGCGCCCGCUCCUCAGAAAGAGCAAAGUCCAACCCUCUCUCCUUGGGGAGAAGUGUUGACACCUGGAGCUUGCUCUUCCAUUGCCCACUCAGGCAGUAAGCAGGAACGGUUUGUUAGGGUCGCCAGAACUCUGUUUACUGAUGAAGCCUUGAAACCUUGCCCAAGGUGCCAAUCCCCAGCCAGGUACCAGCCUUACAAGAAAAGGGGCCUGUGCAGCCGCAAAGCCUGUGGCUUUGACUUUUGUGUGUCAUGUCUGUGCGCUUAUCAUGGCUCCGAAGAUUGUAGCAAAGGAACAGCAAAGCCAAGAAACAGCAAAGGCGCGCUCCCAGGAAGUGCCCAAAGCAAACGGAAUUUAAGACGCCUCUGAAGAGACUGAAGGAAACACCCCCCCAUUGAUGUUUUGUCUGACUUGAAAUUAUGACUAUUCUGAAUACAUGCAAUCUUCCCAUUAAUGACAGAUGAUGAUUAAUUCCCUGUUUUGUAUCUAUUAUAAUCCAUGUAUACUUUCUUAAA
Jaculus jaculus (lesser Egyptian jerboa) is the source of this 2335-nucleotide messenger RNA. RefSeq names its product F-box protein 43 (gene Fbxo43). The transcript is spliced from 5 exons. Gene Ontology annotation, molecular function: zinc ion binding. Gene Ontology annotation, cellular component: nucleus. Lineage: Eukaryota; Metazoa; Chordata; Mammalia; Rodentia; Dipodidae. The record is from RefSeq and is a predicted model, not a curated record. Gene Ontology annotation, biological process: negative regulation of meiotic nuclear division; regulation of mitotic nuclear division. The coding region runs from base 183 to 2189 and encodes 668 amino acids.